CCUCUCGAGAUGCCCGAGAAAAAAGGAACGUGGGGAAGAGGAAUCGACGAAGAAUCCAAGAAAGAGCAGCGAAGGAAAAGCGUGAGGCGAAAAUUUGCGAAUAUUGAUGUUAGAAGGUGCUAAAUCAAUAGGUGCCGGAGCAGCUACAAUUGCUUCAGCGGGAGCAGCUGUCGGUAUUGGAAACGUCUUCAGUUCCUCGAUUCAUUCCGUGGCGCGAAAUCCCUCAUUGGCUAAACAAUUAUUUGGUUAUGCCAUUUUGGGCUUUGCUCUAACCGAAGCUAUUGCAUUGUUUGCUCUAAUGAUGGCCUUUCUGAUCUCAUUCGUCUUCCGAUAGUAAAC
Asparagus officinalis (garden asparagus) is the source of this 339-nucleotide messenger RNA. RefSeq names its product ATP synthase subunit 9, mitochondrial. Gene Ontology annotation, molecular function: proton transmembrane transporter activity. Lineage: Eukaryota; Viridiplantae; Streptophyta; Magnoliopsida; Asparagales; Asparagaceae. The record is from RefSeq and is a predicted model, not a curated record. Gene Ontology annotation, biological process: proton transmembrane transport; proton motive force-driven ATP synthesis. Bases 107 to 334 code for a protein of 75 amino acids. The transcript has a single exon.